Drosophila sulfurigaster albostrigata is the source of this 1522-nucleotide messenger RNA. RefSeq names its product venom serine protease Bi-VSP-like. The transcript is spliced from 6 exons. Gene Ontology annotation, biological process: proteolysis. The record is from RefSeq and is a predicted model, not a curated record. The coding region runs from base 98 to 1504 and encodes 468 amino acids. Lineage: Eukaryota; Metazoa; Arthropoda; Insecta; Diptera; Drosophilidae. Gene Ontology annotation, molecular function: serine-type endopeptidase activity.
UUUGAUCGGCGUUGGUCUUGUUAUUGAAAUUAAAAGUGCAAUUUUAAUAACGUCAUAAUCAGAUAAAAUAUAUUAUAUAAGGAAAAGUGAUUCUAAAAUGAAGAUUAUAUCAUUUGAAGUGAUUGUGUUAUCGAUGACAAUUAUCUGUAUUGUCACGCCCACUUUGGGCGUGUUGGUUGAACCAUUGGAAAAUACCAGUACCCAACGUGGAGAGCGGUGCAUAACGCCAGAAUUCUUAGAAGGGACUUGUGUGCGGCUCUCUGAUUGCAACCAGGAGAAAAUUAUAGUUGAAGGGAACUUGCUUGAAUUGCGCAUCAGUUGUGGUACUCGCGAAGUCAACAGGGAACCAAUUGUAUGUUGUAUAUCACCAUUAAGUGACCCUCCUUCAACAAGUACAACAAUAACCACAACCAUAACUCCAAUACCAGAAACGACUUUAACAACCACAACACCGGAACCAACGUCAACCACAUCAAUCUCAUCGCUUGUGGAUCUUCGAUCAAACAGUUGUCUAUUGGUACCCGGAGUGUAUGGCGAAUGCAUCGACAUCAAGAGAUGUCCGUCCAUAUUGAAUCAGCUAAGGGAGAAGGGAAACGAUCCUGAACUCGUCAAAUUUAUAAAAGCUUCGAAUUCACUUUGUGACAACGUCGGCCAAAAUGUCUGUUGUCCCACAGAGCCAGGUCCACGUCGCUUGCCCACUGAAAAUGAGGGUUGUGGUGAACCAAACUUGGUCAGUUACAGGAGAAUCGUGGGCGGCGAUGAGGCAAUGAAAGGUGCUUAUCCAUGGAUCGCACUGCUAGGAUAUGGUGAUAUUUCCCUUUCGAAAUUCAAAUGUGGCGGAACUUUGAUUACGGCCAGACAUGUGGUGACAGCAGCUCAUUGCAUAAAGCACGAUCUGUCGUUUGUGCGCCUCGGAGAGCACGAUCUUUCUACCAACACUGACACUACGCACAUGGACAUCAACAUAGUCAAGAAGGUGUCCCAUUCCAAUUACAAUAAGACAGACGGUCGCAGCGAUAUAGCGAUGCUUUACUUGGAACGGAACGUGGAUUUUACAAAUAUAAUGAAGCCCAUUUGUUUGCCCAAUUCUCUCAGCUUGCGUGCCAAGUCUUAUGUGGAUACAAACCCCAUUGUCAUUGGCUGGGGUAAUACUCAAGAGUCUGGAAGAAGUGCAAAGAUAUUGCGUCAGCUAACGAUACCCGUCCUGGAGAAUUCAGUGUGCCAAAGCAGUUAUAAAGCAUUGAAUCUAAGCUUUAGCUUGAAUCAAUUCGAUAAAGCCGUACUUUGUGCUGGAAUUUUAGCAGGCGGCCAAGACGCUUGCCAAGGGGACUCAGGUGGUCCGCUAAUGACCUCCGAGCAAUUAGAUAAUGGUGAAAUCAGAUUCUAUCUGAUUGGAAUUGUUGCCUAUGGUUAUGGUUGUGCCAGGCCAAAUAUACCCGGAGUCUAUACGAGCACACAGUACUUCAUGGACUGGAUAAACGAUAAGGUGCGGGAGAUGCCGUGAAAGUUCGUUUGUGUAAUC